Mirounga angustirostris (Northern elephant seal) is the source of this 2123-nucleotide messenger RNA. Its product is annotated as TBC1 domain family member 22A-like. The transcript is spliced from 5 exons. NCBI's taxonomy places the organism in Eukaryota, Metazoa, Chordata, Mammalia, Carnivora, Phocidae. The coding region runs from base 1 to 762 and encodes 253 amino acids. The record is from RefSeq and is a predicted model, not a curated record.
AUGCUGGUGGAGGAGGGUGGGGGUGACCUCAAACUGGACCUUGAAGGACCGUCCGUUCCUAUAGGUCCGUACUUGGUUGUGGGGGUGUUCUGUAGACAGGGCCCGGGGCUGGCCUGUGUGGCAGCCGAGUGGCUGCAUGAAGGCCCGGCCGAGGAAAAGGUAAACUUAAAGGUUCGUGCGAGUUUGGAGUCCAGUGUGCUUGUCUUUGCCUGCCUCAUACUCCUCACAACCCCGUCGCAACGUGGGGGCUAUCGAAUCAUCCAGCAUGUGUACGGCGCCCAGCACCCCCCCUUCGACCCACUGUUACACGGCACCUUGCUCAAGGGCGCGCCCAAGGCGCCCGCCACACCCGUGAAGGCCAAGAGCAUCAGCACCUUCCCGGAGUUUGAGAGCAACACCAGCGACGCCUGGGAUGCCGGCGAGGACGAUGACGGGCUCCUGGCCGUGGCAGCCGAGAGCCUGAACACCGACGUGGUCAUGGAGACGGCCCACCACGUCCUGCGCAACCACAGCCAGCGGCAGGAGCGCCGCAAGCCGCAGGAGGCGCCGGGCCCCGAGCAGGAGCCACAGCCUUCGGCAGAGCCUCCUUCGGUCCCGAGCGGUGACCUCCGGCUGGUGAAGUCCGUCAGCGAGAGCCACACAUCCUGUCCUGCAGCGCCGGUGACACUGCUCCUCUGCAGCGGUCCCAGUCUCUCCCGCACUCGGUGGCGGCCGCCGUGGGUGGCACGUCUGACCCCAGCGCCCUCAGCAGCUCAGCGUUAAGUGAACGAGAGGCCUCCCGGCUCGACAAGUUCAAGCAGCUCCUUGCCGGCCUGAACACAGACCUCGGUGAGUCCCCCGCCGGCGGAGGGCACGUGCACCUGCGCCCCCACGUGUGGUUUACUUUGUCAGAGGGCGAUGUGUUUGUGCCGUCCUGCACGAGUCACAGAGAUGAGCCAUUUGUCCUUGAGGUUUACUUCAGCUGUGUGUUGGUCAUGGGCUUCCGGGGCCAUUGAUCCAGUAUUUUCUGUUCUGUUCUAUUUUUUAAUGCUCCGAUUGAACUCCUUUGGCUUCUUGGGGCUGAACUGGUUUGCUCCACAGGACUGGCCAGCUUGGUGUCCUUGCUUUUCAGAGUCUUCGUGGGGACACAGAGCUGGUGACCGGGGUCCUGAGUGCUGCUGACUUUACACCUUCCUUGGUGUAAAGUGUGGGAUAGGCCGUGAACACCCCGGGAGCCCAGGCGGGGCUGGGGUGGGCGGGCCAGCAGGCCGUACAGUCAGCGAGGGGUCAGCCCUGCGGAGGGGCUGGGACUUGCUCUCACCUCGACGCGCCCACCUCUACAGGCUUUUCUGGAAGCUUAACUGGGCCAGACACUGCUCCUCUGUAGCCUGAGGGUUUCUGUGUGAAGCCUUUCCGGGCCUCGAUUUUAGGGUAAUGAGUCAGCUCUGCGGGAAGGAGGGGGUCGGUGGGAGUCUGACAGCGGCGGCCAGGAACCGGCAUGUUUUCUUCACUUUGUUUGGUUCCCGCCCCAUCUCCUGGAGUUGGUUUUUUCUCGGGGGUCACCAUGGCCGCGGGGCCGCUCUGCCACCAGGCUCUGAGGCGGGUGCUCGCCUCCAAGUCCAUUUGCUGGGCUUCCCCUCGAAGCUGCGUCCUUUCCUCGGUACGUCUCUUCUUUGCGGAGUGCCACGCUGCAUCGGGCAUCUUGCUGGCUGCGGGGGCUCUCCGGAAGGUGGGAUGUGGCCGUGGUCACGAGAUCACGCAUGGUGGAGGGUGGGUGCCAGGGUGGCAUGGAGGGCUGGCGCGCCUCGGCUGCCGUGCCCCACUCGCCAGCAGGUGGCGCGUGAGGCACGCGGCUGGGCUGCCCAGCAGGGAGGCGGGCGGAGGCGGAGCGAGCAUGGAGCUGAAGGAUAGGCCGCGUCCCUGAGGAUGCUGCUCCCCUUGUGGGUGCAGAAGGGUUCCUUCCCGUGAGUUUCUGCGUUUUCAUUUUCCUGAUUGAUUUGCUCACGCACACGUAAGACAGUCACGCGGCACCAGAGGAUGUGCGGUAAAAAUGGGUCGCUCUCCUCUUCCCCAGGCCUGCUUUCCCUCCUUCGCGUGAUUCCAGGUGUCUUCUUCCAGGGACAGGAAGGGAGGCCUCUCGUUCU